CAAGGAUAAGCGAUACCUACGUGCUCGCCGGAUAGAGCGCAUGAAUAAAACGCACCAGACUUCGUAUUUCUUUCUGUCUUUUCUGGAACAGUCCCAGCAAGUUAUUUUUUUUUGUGUAAAAUUGUGUUGGUUUUGAGUCGACAAGGGUCGCAAAAUAAAAACUAAUUAAUAAAAUUAUAUUUUUUUUCCAAACUUAAUACAAAAGUGUAAGUGUCUUGAUUUUAAUGUGUCGUGUGUUAACAAAGGAAGUGAUUAUAUAUUUGCGACAGUUCCUGGUAUCCUGAACCGUAGGCACAACACAAAGCUCAGCAUGUAUUUCAAAUGAUAAAAAAGGCAAAGAUUUGCACAACUAUCAACAAGAUUCAGUGCCAGAAAGCAGCGGAGUUUUUCGAAACUAUGAUGAAGGUUACUGAUUUCUCUCGAGCACAUUCCGCAAGUCACGUCACCCCGUGCAAAGGAUGAGGCUUUCAAAAGGAUAUAGGACAUUAUCACCAGCAUCGAACGCUGCCCAGACGCCGACACUCUCCUACAACUCAGAAACUAGUCUGAGCCUCCUUCGGCUGCUCGCGAUUGUCUUGUUUAUUGGAACGCAAGCUCAUGUUCUAUGCACGGAAUCCGUCGAACAAAAAGCAGCUUCGGCAAGUACAAAUCUUAAAAUCGGCGAGAAUAGUACUUUCCUUUUUGAUGACUAUAAUAAAACUAAAACAACAUUAUCAACUGCCGAAUACCUGUCAGCCACAAGAGCAACUCUAUACGCGUUUUCGUCGCAAAGCCAGGACCAUUCCCAAAUGCCAGUAAAAGCGUCGAGCUCGUCCCUUAGCGCUAUCCCAACGAAAAAAAGUCGCGACAAAAAACCGAUGGAAACACCAGGUGGCUUUGACACUAGCAGUAGCCCUUUAAUCAAAAAAUUAACAGACAUUACUUGGCGCUCAGGAACCACAGAUCAGCUACCGACAGUGACAAUGCCAACAACAUCAUUUGCAUCCCUGAAAGUCGAUAGGAGCACCAUAAAGCAGCCUAUCGAUUCCACGCGAACGAGAAAUCAUUGGACAGCAGGUGGAUUCGCCCGUGUUACAGAACGACCACGGACUAAGCACCACCACGAGCACCACUGGGGACCUUUCUUCGAGGAGCCCCUCAGCUCGGCAGCCUCGGGCGACAACCUUAUUUCCGCCGUGCAUUUGUUUACGGAGGCAGUGCUUAAUUGCCGUGUUGGUAUGCUCAAGGACAAGACAGGAGAUGGUAUCUCCACAAGGCUGCUUGAAAAUGUAAGGAAAGAAAACCAAACAAAAGCUGGACACAAUGGGAAAAAAGUUGCGACUUAUAACUUGACAAGCCAUGUCUCUAAAACCUUCCGAUUUCCUUAUAAAACACUAAAAUAUAAAAAUGAAACCCCUAAAAUAUACCUAAAAGAGCAAAUUAGCCCCAAGCUAAAUUUGAACAAAAAUGUUUUGAUAAUGACUUACAAAGAAUUAUUAGGCACAAGCAAGAAUGCAUUGAUGCUUUCUAAUGAUGAAAAAUCGAAAGGACUCAUUCAGGAGAAUUACAUUUUUAAUAAGCGGCUUUUUUUAAUAACUGAUGAAUUUCUCUCUACAAAAAUCGUACAGCCUUUAGACUUGAAUGUGCUGAACAAAAUCAACAAAAGACUUAAGGAUCUUAAAAAAAAGUAUAUUUUGCAAAAGGUCAUGUGGGUCAGACGAACGGCAGAAAAGGUAUCACUUCUGACUGUUGGUAACGUCACCUAUAGUGGAGACCCGAGGAUUCGGGUAAAGUUCCAGUAUCCGAAUAAUUGGCGGUUGCUUAUCAAUCCAACACAGACUGAAGAUGCCGGAGUUUACAUGUGCCAGGUUUCCACACAUCCUCCCCGGGUAUUCACUACAAAUCUCACUAUCUUGGAACCCCCCCUAAGGAUAAUUGAUGAACACGAGAGGGAUGUAGGUGACCGCUAUUAUAAGUCUGGAAGCACCGUCGAUCUGCAAUGCCAAAUAUCACGCAGUUUCUUCCAAAAAGAACGACAUACGAUUCUGAAGUCAACUGAUUAUGUAAAUGAUUCUCUACAGAAACUAUUUAACGAUACGACCAGCGAGCUUUAUUUAAUCGGGAACACAAGUCGGACCCAACAUAAAUUCUCUGGACAGGAUCUGGAAAAAUAUUUCCUCAAGUUUAUUACUUGGGCGAAGGAUGAAGAACCACUCCAAGGAUUGACCAAUACGCGCCUAAGUGUUUCCGAUGUGUGGCUAACGAGCCGUAUCUCGAUUGGAGAAGCAAAGCUUUCCGAUAGUGGAAACUAUUCCUGUUCCCUCGGCAGAUUGUUUACCGUAAUUGUCCAAGUACAAGUGCUCACAGGGGAACUACCCGCGGCUGUCCAGCACAAUAUAGCAUCAAGGCUCGAUGAUAUAUGUUCUCUUGCUCCUUUGACACUUCUCAUUGGACUCCAUUUUCUCUCCAAUUUUCUGCAAACUGAACGUCGAUAAUUCUGAGGCAAUACCGUGGUCGGCAUCAGCAACUGAAGCCAAUCGAUUUUCAAAAAACAAUUAACCAAUAAUAUUAAGGUUAACCCAUUAUUUUGGUUCUUAUUUUAUAUUUUAGUUCUUAAGUUUUGAAUCAGAGAGGUAUUUUAAUAUAUAUUUUUGUUAUAGUGCCUAUGCUGUAUAAAUAAUGGAUACUUAAACCUUGUUUUAAAAAAAUAUUUUUAAUUAAAACUCAAAAUUAGUACUUGAUAAAAAUCGAGCUACAGACCGGAAUCAAUAAUAUUCCAGAUUAUUUCAAAGAAACCUACGGCCUAAAAUUACUCGCAGAAUUUUUAGUCCGAUUAAUUUAGUAAUGAUAUUGACAGCUUGUUAGUUUUUAAUGAUACCUCUCAAAGAGUUAAGAAGAAAAAAUUUUAGUUACCCUUCCGCAACUAUUUAAAACUGUUUAAAAUCUGCAUACAUGCAUUACAUACAUUUUUUUUUUAGUUCUGCAGGAAAAUUGAAUGUACCAUACGUUAUUCCUUUUUUAUUCCAUUAAUUCACAGGAUAAAAAUAUCUUUCAAGAAAACUAUCUGAUUAAAACCCUUUGCGGUAUACUACUUUUUCAUCACCUA
Messenger RNA from Drosophila elegans, 3085 nucleotides. It is a transcript of the gene dpr18, whose product is annotated as zwei Ig domain protein zig-8. NCBI's taxonomy places the organism in Eukaryota, Metazoa, Arthropoda, Insecta, Diptera, Drosophilidae. The transcript is spliced from 10 exons. The record is from RefSeq and is a predicted model, not a curated record. The coding region runs from base 459 to 2474 and encodes 671 amino acids. Gene Ontology annotation, biological process: synapse organization. Gene Ontology annotation, cellular component: neuron projection membrane.